CCGAGAAUUUUAAAUUUUCCCGGAAAAAAUUUUAGCUCUGCCAUGUCAACCGUCUCGGUUUACAGAACUGAAUUCCUUACUUUCUCUUCUCAUGGAUCCAACCCCCGCCACAAACUUCAAAGACUCUCCCUUUCUCCCACCGUAAAAAUGGAUUCUAAAUCAUUCGAAAAGGUGAAAAAGGAGGAACUUUCGAUACAGCUGCAUACGUCGUCAAUUCCUCAAAUUGAAAACCCAAGGCCCUCUAAUCUCAGGUUUGAUCGGCUGCAACCGUCGGAACAGGAGCUGGAUCAAGAUCAAAGAUUAGAAUUCGGAAGAUUCGUUGCAAGAGAGGCUGUUCUUGAUGAAGAAUUCUGGACAGCAGCAUGGCUGAGAGCAGAAACUCACUGGGAGGAUCGACCAGGUGAAAGAUACGUCGAUAGCUUCAAAAGGCAAUUUGCUGAGCAGGAGUUCAAUGCCAUAAAAAGGCGAUACAGCGGGCAACAUGGGCGGACAUAUACUUGUGUUGUCACGGUUAGGAAGGAGGAGAGGAAUAUCAAGCGCACAGUGCUGAAAAGUGUGGUCGGAACCCUUGAUUUCAGCUUUCGACAUUUGUUGCAUGGAGAGUCUUUUCCCGGGGAACGAGAAAAGCAUAUGUUCUGCGGCAUCAGCAGGACAAACCUGAAUAAAUAUGUUUAUGUUUCCAACUUAUGUGUGGCAAAAUCAGCCCGUCGACAGAGCAUUGCUAGCAAUAUGUUGUAUUUUGUUAUCGAAUCAGCGAGAUUAAAGGGUGUGGAACCAGUUUACGUGCAUGUUCAUAGAGACAACGAGCCUGCUAUUGAACUGUACGAAAAGAUUGGUUUCGAGAUGAUUGAAAUGGCAAACUCUCAAUUGUUAAAGCAGCAGAUGUACUUGCUUUGUUUUAAGACAAAAAAUUCGUGUUGAAACACAAAUACAGGAUUUCUUUUUCUCUCUUUUUGAAUGAAAA
Molecule: messenger RNA, 964 nt
Organism: Hibiscus syriacus
Lineage: Eukaryota; Viridiplantae; Streptophyta; Magnoliopsida; Malvales; Malvaceae
Exons: 9
Coding region: 43-921 (292 amino acids)
Molecular function (GO): acyltransferase activity, transferring groups other than amino-acyl groups
Source: RefSeq, a predicted model, not a curated record